UAAUGACCAAUAGAAGACUAAAAUUUUGUGUCUAAUGGUGCAAUCAGAUUAGCGAAUCCCUCUACAGACAAAAAUAGGCAUUUAAGAAGUAGACGACCUCUUACAAUGUUUUUGUAGGUUAAGAAUUCUGUAGCUGUUUAAGUUAACAGCAUGGCAAUAAUUUUCUACUCCAAAAAGUAGAUUUAAUAAGUUAUAUAUUACUUCUUCAGUUAAAAAUAAUUUUUUUAUCGUUAAACACGUCUAUCAAUAUUUAAAAAAUAUUAAAGUAUAUUUGUUGUGCGAAUUUCAAUACACAAAGCAUUAAAUUACCAAAUCACAAAUAGGUUAUUAAUUGAUCAUAAACAAUGGAAAAAAAUUAUCGAUUAUUUGUAAAGUGCUUACCAAAUAAUAUUACAAGUGAUAAACUUCAAAAACUUUUUGAUAAAUAUGGAUCUAUUAGUAAAGUUGACAUCAAGGAAAAAUCUAUGAAUGAUGGAAGUAAAAUUGCUUUUAUUAAUAUUACUUCAACAGAUCGGAAGCUGAAUAAUUGCUAUCAGGAUAUAAAUUCUACUGUUUUAGAGGGUAAAAAUCUCUCAGUGGAAUUAGCAAAAGAAAGUUUUCUUGAGAAACUUAAAAGAGAAAGAGAAGAAGCACAAAAAAAAACUACUGAAAAACCAAAUGGGAAAAUACUUCAAGGUCCUUUGGAGCCAAUUAACAUUAAAAUCCCUGAUAAAUUAAAAAAUAGACAAAAAUCUCUCAUUUCACAAACUACAGAAUUUAGUCAAGAUCAAAACUUACCAGAAUAUACAGUAAAGUGUUCUUCUCAAAUUAAAGAAAUCAAUGCAAAUUCAGAUAUCAUUAAUAAUAGUGAUAAAAAUAAAUACGAAUCAGAAUUGAAAAGAGUUGCUUCUUUAAAGCAACGAAAACAAUCGUUUAAAGCUAAAGAACAAUUAAUCCGGAAUGCCUUGAAAACUGUGGACAGUAAAAAAAAUAAAAUUGUUUUUUCUGAUGAUGUUGAGAACUCUGUAAAUAAUUUAUCGCAUCAAAAAAAACCAUCGAAUCAUCCACAGCUAUUUGAUGACGAUAACGAUGAUGAUAAUGAACACAAUGAAAUUACUUUCGAUUUUAAUAAGAAAUACAAGCCUCAAGCACAAUCGAUUGGAAAUGAUAGUCGAUUUAUUAUGGAUGACAGAUUUAACGAGGACGAAGAGGAGGAUUGUCAAAAUGAAAACGAUGAAUCAAAUACAGAAAAUCUAGAGAAAGAUGAGUUAACUAAAGAAAAAGAACAAGAAUUGAAAAUUUUAGAAAAUGUGCUAGGAAAACCUAUGAUUCAAAGAGAUGAUAAAAAUAUUCCUCCAAGAAGAACAAAUGCUAUGAUUCGUUAUGAUCCUACAAAAGAUGAUCAUCGUAAGCAUGAAAUAAAAUUCGAAGAAAAAAUAUCUGAGCCGAAGAAGAAAAAGAAGAAGAAAGCGAUAAUCGAAGAAACAGAACAACCUAUUCCAGUGUCCAAUGAAGUAUUUUACUCGGUCUCAGAUAAUCUUAAAGAAAGUUUAACUAAAAAAGAAGAAGGAUUUAGUUUAUUAAAGACUUUUGGUGCUACUGACAUUCCAGAGAAUAAAAAUAAUAACGAUUCUGCUGAGGCUAUUUUACAUCAAUCAUCUAAAUUAGGUGCUAAUUUUGAUAUAAAAAACCCAUUCAGAUAUGAUUCAUCUGAGUCAGAAGAUGAAGAUUUUUCUGAAAAUACUAAUACUCGAAAUGAUUCGAAAGAAAAUGGAUUGAGUAAUAAUUCAUCAUCAUAUUAUAUUGAUAAAUUUUUCUUAAUUGAUGAUGAUCCUAGAUUCAAAGACGCAGAGGAUUUUUUCGGAACAUGUUCUACAUCCGAAACGCCUUUCAACGAGUUGAGACGUGAAUUAAAAAAUAUUGUUCGUUCAAAGGUACGGAAUAAUGUUCGAAAAACUUUACCUUGGAAGAAAAAAAUAUCAAGUGUAAAACGUGUGACAAAAAGACGUAAAUAGUUUAAAUAAUUUUUAAAAAGAAUAUAAAUAUGUUUUUUUAUUAAAAAAAAAAUGUUGAU
This is a messenger RNA of Chelonus insularis, 2053 nucleotides long. RefSeq names its product probable RNA-binding protein CG14230. The coding region runs from base 345 to 1994 and encodes 549 amino acids. NCBI's taxonomy places the organism in Eukaryota, Metazoa, Arthropoda, Insecta, Hymenoptera, Braconidae. The transcript has 7 exons. The record is from RefSeq and is a predicted model, not a curated record. Gene Ontology annotation, molecular function: RNA binding.